AUGGCGACAAUUAGAAGUAUAACGCUAUGGUUAUUUCUGUGUGGUCUUCUGCAAGUGGCAUGCGCAGCGACCAUCUCCAAUAACAUUAAUUCAGAUACGGUAUUCACGAAGACCGAAAGUCCUUAUGAGGUAACUGGUGACAUCACGGUAGAUGAUGAGAUCAUUCUAACCAUCGAACCUGGUGUAAUCGUGAACUUCUAUCCAGGGAGUAGUCUAGUUGUGCGUGGGGCGAUUGUUGCCAGAGGAACUGACGCUGCUCGAAUUACCCUAACGUCUUCACAAGGUAACUUUGAUACGGAUUUGACUGAAGAUUUCAGGUUAGCCUCAAUUCGACUUGUUGAUGGGGGAGGUUUGCACCAAGGUCGACUUGAAAUCAACAUCAACGGGAAAUGGGGUACUGUAAGUAAAGAUACCUGGGAACAAGCUGAAACAGAUGUGGCAUGUAGACACCUUGGUUUCAGUGGAGGUACAUUAUCGACGUCUCCUCCUGGAACUGGUAAUAUGUGGAUUGAUGAUAUUGAUUGUACUGGUACAGAGGCUACAUUAUUUGAAUGCAUCAACUUAUCUAUUGGACAAGACGAUUACGAUCACACUCGUGACGUCGGAUUAGAGUGUACAGGUUCCCAGAAUAGAGUCCUCCAGCACAAUUACUGGAGAGGUAUCAUCUUCACCGGCUUGUCGCCACUAGUUACAUCAUUACUGCAGAACGUGGACAUAUCCUUCACAUCCGGGACCCAACCGUCCGACAUAGCUGGAUCAGUCGAAGUUGAAGGAAACCCACCAACAUUUGAAAAUGUUAACAUAACCAAUUGUUUGACCAGUGGAAUACUUGUUUCUUCAUCACCAAACAGCGUAUCAAUACAAGACACUGUUAUAUACAACUGCAUGAAUGGAAUUACAGUUUCUAGUGUUGAUGGGAGUAUUGAUAUCACAAGUGUCAGUGCAUUAUCGAAUCAUGGUUAUGGUAUUCUAAUAUCACCUUCAGGAAUCGUGAGCAGUAACCUAGUUGUAUCUAUCAGUGAGGGUCUGUUGGAAAACAAUGGACGGUCUGCCAUAACAUACGAUACCACUGUAAGCACUGAAGGCAGUGUCAGAGUUGACGUAAAACAUUCACAGAUAAAUAACAAUGGAAUGCUUGCGCCCCCAACGCCAGAUGAAUGCAGUGCAGCCAUUACCUUGAACGCAGGCAUCACUGAAUUCAAUAUCUCAGCCAAUCGUUUUAUCGGAAACCAGCUUGGCGCUGUGAGUAUAUACACUGAUAAUAUUGAAACCGCGCAGGCAACACCUACCACGUGCAUCUACAACAAUUACUUUGAAGGAAACACAGGCGGCGAGGUGAUCUUUCUAGAAUCUGAACAAGAAAGUGGUUUGGUAAAUAUUCACGAUAAUACGAUCAUAAGCAAUGAUCUGGGCGAGGGUAACAGCGUGCUAAGACUGCACAAUGUAGUUUCUUAUGUUGUGAAUAAUCUUCUUGUGUCCAACACUGGUCUCUAUACUCUGCACUGGUCGCAUGACACAGCACCGAUCGGAUGGCAAGAAUGUUACAACAAUUUGCUACUUUACAAUAGCGGCAACACUCCGGGUAGAAAACUAACCUUGGUGACAACAGGAAGUGGGAUCGGUUUCUAUAACAACCAUUUCGAAAAUCCUUCAAACGAUUACGAGUUCAGUGGGGAAAGUGGAACCACAAAUGCACUAAUUGACGCCACUGAGAAUUGGUGGGAUAGUGUGUAUGGAGAGGACAUCAGAAAGAAAAUUCGAGAUGAUAAUGUUAUCAUCGGUUUUCCGGAUGUAGUGUUCACGCCAUAUCGAAUGACGUCACCAGUCAUAAGUGAUGCGUGUCCAAUCGGCUAUGUUUUAUAUGGUAGUAACUGUUAUGGUCUAAACGGUGGAUCACUGUACAUCGAUGAUGCUAGACUUAAGUGUAUGGAGUUGGGAGGUACUCUGCCGACUUCAUCAGAUAAUACAGAUGUGUUGGCCUUUCUAAUGUUCCAUGGGCCUAAAUGUGCCACACAGGUUCAAGUGUGGAUUGACGACCAGCCAGGGUGCAGUGUUCUGACAAUUAGUUUCCCAACUAGUAGUAGCAUCGAAGCCGUAGAUUGUUCUGAUAAACAUCCAUUUGCAGUUGUUUGUAAAAUACCAACGGCGGAUACUUGCCCCUCGAUAUGUUCACAUAACGGGAUCUGUGUUGAUGAUAUUUGUCUGUGCCUCGGUGGAUGGACUGGGGAUGAUUGCUCUUCGUUCCACUGCAGAGAUGUCAACGAAUGUUCUGGCCAUGGAACCUGUGUCGGUCCCAACACAUGCAAAUGUAUAAAUGGAUGGCAGGGUAGAGAUUGCUCAUAUAGCUAUUGUGAUUCCAUUGACGAGUGUGAAGAAUGCUCUUCAUCGACCGGAUGUGGCUGGUGUGACACAACGUUGAGUUGUGCAUCCGGAGAUGGAAGUGGCCCGGAUGAAGGCAGCUGUCCAUCCUGGUUUUACUAUUCAUGCAUCACAAUACGCGAUGCUUCUGAUUGCAGUGACAAAAUAAAGAUCAUCAAUUGCGAAGGAAAUCAAUGUGCUGUUUCGACUGGGAAUUACUUUCCUGGCAGUUGCCCGACCUGCUAUGACGUGGACCACUGUUACAAGGAUACACCCACUGGUUGUCGGGGCUGGGACGAGGCUGUGUGCCCUGGCGGUAUCCUACAUCCAGACUAUUCAGAUACAACACGCGUCCAGAAUUCUGUCUUAAAUAGUAAUGUGAAACUGAUCAACGAAGGAGAUGCCAUACUGUACUCGUGUCCAGCUUUGAACGCUAAUGAUGAAUCGGACGAUUCGUUGUUGAUAGUCACUCAAGAAACCCUGGAUAUCGCUGAGGGCGAUAUCAUUGCAAGUAUACAAUCGGAUGGAAUAUUACAUGCAGUGUUGGGUAUCACACAGAUGGAAACUUACACACUUAUUCUAGGAAAACCUGCUCCACUGGAAGACGUUAUUGCAUAUGCAAAUUUCAAACAGGAUGUAGAAGUGAUACAGAUAGAAGACAGCCUCGUACACGAGAAUGCAAUCAGUGAUAGUAUAGCAUUAGGGUUGAUAAAUGGGGAGACCGUCGUUGAUGGCAGCAUACACAUAAUAAACGAGGCAACUGAGGUUUACAAAUGUCUUGGUAAUGUUUACGAACUCGAAGUGGACAACUCUAAGAGAACUGUAAAGACGUUUUUCAUUGUUCAUCCGGAUACUGUGAUAUUCCAAGAGGGCGACAUCGUAGUAUCGAACCACUCCAAUGGUUUCUUGGCCGACGUUGUUGACAUUGACGACAGCGAGAUGAAUGCGACAUUUGUGACAACGCAGCUUACGCAUUGUAGUAGUGCAACAAGUUUCCAGCCAAGAGUUAAGACAGAGAUACACGAUGCUACUGGGAGUGAAGUCAUUGUUGAUCUCGUAUGCAGUGGAGGAAAUAAAAUACCCGGACUCCUUAUUCUAGAAAAUAUUCCUUCGUCGGAUCUAGAUAUCGUUGUAGGUGAUACGGUAAUUGGAAUGUCAAGCAGUGCGUUUCUUGGAAAGGUCGUGAAUUCUCGUAUUUAUGAUGGUCGUGUGUUUAUUGAACUCCUUGAAAUAUCCACCAACGACGACCUUUUGUACGUAGACGUUGGUGGCCUUGUACCAGUACGAAGACGUAAACGAAAAGAAUUAUCAUGGAAUCCGGAGUUUUCUUUAUCAAAUACAUUCCCAUUCGAAGAUGGUCCAGUGACAUUUAAUGUUACUCCAAAAGUUGACUUCUCACCGACGUUCUCAUUGAAUUUUGAUGUUAACUGGUGGGGAGGUAUCACUCGUGUUGGUGUCGGGUUUGACGGAAAGCUCACAGCAUCUCUGGAGACUGUGUUGAACUGGAAUAUGGCAGGUGACGCAAGCUGGUCUCAUAAUUUACUUGAUAUAACUGUAGGGAGAUUCGUUAUUCCCUACAUAUUUGUACCAGGGGUGUUCCAGUUUGUAGUCGAUAUCAAAGGUUCAGUAGGAUAUAAGAUAGAGGGUACAGUUACUGGAGAAGUAGGUGCAUCGUCUAAUCUAACUACCGGGGCAACAUGGACGAAAGCUGAAGGUGUGCGACUCAACAGGCCCAAGGUAUCCUUUGAACCAUUUGUGUCUGCCUCGGCAUCAUUCAACACAGCUGGGCUUGCAAGUGCAGUUGCAGAAGCAGCUAUCGUACCACAGUUCAAUGCACAACUACCACCACAAGGCGUGAACCUGCAGAAGUUAACGAAGAAGCUUCCAAAAUGGAUGAAACAGUUACUUCCUAACGAUGACUCUGGUAUUGCAACAACCAAUGACGUUGAAAUAACUUUAGGCAUAGCAACAACCAUCAAAGGUAAAGUGUCUGCAUCACUGUGUAGUGGGAAGUGUGCAGACCCUGAUAAACAAGUGAGAGUGGAUGUUGAAGGAGGUAUACCAGCUAUUACGGGUGAUGCCAAUUUUAAACUCUUCAAACUUGUCGACGAGUCCGUAAAUUUAUUCACGUUCCAGACUCCGGAUUGGUAUAACACAACUGGUUGGUGUUUAGGUACUUUCCUGGGCUUGCCAUGCUGUGUAUGUUCGGACGGCAUGCCUGGUAUACUGGAUUUAACCAAUGGCGCGUGUACAAGGUGCAAAUGCUGGUGUGAUAACAGGAAGACAAUUGGGGGAUAUUUGAAUGAUGAAGAUACAUGUGUAUGUGCAUCUUGUCCAGAUGGCACACCAAUGCUUCCAGUGUAUCCUGAAUGUCCUUGCUUGUGUCCUGAUGGAAACAUCAUGGCAAUGAACGUUGAUGGUACAUGUCCUUGCAUUUCCAGGACGAAGCGUGAACUUGACGGAGCAGUGUCACCUGUCGAUUGCACAUGUGACAAAGAGCUUAUGCCUGGAACAACUGAAGACGGCUGUGUGUGUGUAGACGACUGUGCAUGCACGGAAGAUGAAGAGCCAGUACUCGUAGACGGUGAAUGUGUUUGCAGGCCUCUAUACAUUUGUGGUAUAUCGUAUGUGUGUGUUGUUGGAAGAAAGGGUGAAUUUUGUACCGAACCGGAGUGUGCACCUUGUGCGGCAUCCCCAGAAUGUUCCGGACAUGGUACGUGUGUUGCCUUGGAUAACUGCAAUGCCACGUGUAGAUGUGAUGAAGGAUGGAUGGGACUAUGUUGUGACAGCAAAUAUACAAAUUCAGGUCAACAACCAAAUCUACCCGAUGGAGUGGGCCAAGGUGACCCCCACUUGAGAACGUUUGAUGGACUCAAGUACGACUUCCAAGGAUACUGCACAUACACAAUCGUGCGUAAUAGUCCCAAAUACGAUGGAGUAUCAUUCGAGAUAACAGCUGAUUUCCGGAGUCAAAAUCCACGGACUCCAUAUAAACCACCAACCAGAAUGAUAACCAUCAACAUUGCCGUUGAAGGAAAAGAGUUCAUUCAACUGAUGGAGGACAACACCAUAUUAGUUAAUGGGAAUAACAUGUCAAAUACCCAUCCCCUAACACUUAGUAACAAUUCAGUGCUUGUACAAACGGAAAAUGGAGCAUCUGUGGUGAACAUAAACGAACCCGAUAUAACUAUAACAUGGAAAGGCAAUAUACACAAAGUUGACGUCAUUCUACGCGAUGAUAAUCUGAGAGGUAGUGUACACGGAUUAUUUGGAGACGCAGACGGUUCCCAAGACAACGAUUUCCAGAAGCCAAAUGGCGACAUUGCAACUACUGCUGAGGAGUUUGGAAAUAGCUGGCUGGUACCUGGAAGUUGUCCAGCAAACUUGUAGCAGUCAAAUAGAAUUAUUUAAUGACAACAACUGUUGCGUUCCCUUGGAAUCAACAGUUAGCUGAAGCAGGCUCGAUUAUAUGUCUCAUCUUCUAUAGCAGUGCAUUUGGAUUGUAAUUAUAUCAACGUCUAGCUUGUACUACACACCUGAUCGACGAUUUUUGUACUUUAGCGAUGGUUUAUAAUAUUUACAGCUAUAAACUUCCUCCAGUAAUAUUCUAUAACCAUAGCGCGCUCAAUGCGGGUAUGAGGGAAUCUAGAAGUGCGUUAGCGCUAGCAUCAUAUUAAGCUUUUCUAAAGAACGGGCGCGCUCCUCUGUUCUAAGAUGUACCAUUCCAUUAUUUGCAAUUGACGCUUUGAUACUUGAUGUUGGUGUUUCGUGAAAGUAUUUUCAAGUUUGUUGAAAUUAAUGUAGGAUAACUAGUUGCAUGAAUAAAUGAAACUAUAUGAUAAU
Messenger RNA from Saccoglossus kowalevskii, 6201 nucleotides. RefSeq lists its product as uncharacterized. NCBI's taxonomy places the organism in Eukaryota, Metazoa, Hemichordata, Enteropneusta, Harrimaniidae. Gene Ontology annotation, biological process: cell-cell junction maintenance. Gene Ontology annotation, cellular component: membrane. The record is from RefSeq and is a predicted model, not a curated record.